GUUGGAUAGUACUCAACUGAAUAUGUAGGUUUGUAAAUUAUAGUUGCCUGUAGAAUUUGGUGUGGCUUUUCAAACGUGCCCGUCUUCCAAGAAGGUAACCAAUCGUAACUUCUGCUGAAAUGUGACGUUUAAAAAUACAAAGUGGUCCAUAGCACGUUGGAUAAAAGUUGGCUGCAUGCACAGAUUAACAAGCUACUGUUAUCGGAAUUUUAACAUAUUUUCUGCUUGAAAGGUAGACCAAUGGACCUCGAUAUAUAUUUAUCUGCUAGCCCCCCACUCUUCAACCAUAAUGUUUUUCAUGGUUUCAACACUAAACCUUCGUUCCGUAACCAUCACAUGCUACCUCCUGUUAAAGAUUUGUAUUCGUAUCGAAACUCUUCCACAAUGUGUCCAACUCAUUCAUGCUCCCCUAUACGAGAUGAUGGAAUCACAAUGGAAUCUAAAACCACUAUCAGGGGCAAGAAACGCGUGUGGUUUGCUGAUGAUAAGGGAUUAGAGUUAACGCACGUUCGAUUCAUGACAGAACCAUCAGAUUGCCCACCUAAUUGGACUGAUGAUUUUAUAGAGCACAUAACUCUGGGGGUGAAACCACAACUUACAGGGGAUAGUACAUGGGAAGCAACUUUCUCCCAACCAGCUUCCGAUUAUAUGGAAUUCAGAAAUAAGCUGGAACGCAACUGCCUGUCCUUGGAAAAUGUGAUUGUUAAAGAUGAUGAUCAACUUACUGGUACUAUUAAAGUAAAAAACCUGUCUUUUGAGAAAGAAGUGUUCGUUCGGGUGACUUUUGAUCGCUGGCUGAAUUACUUAGACUUACCAGCAACAUUUGUUCCUAAUGGAAUGGAGUGUUCAUUAUUAUAUGAUACAUUUUCGUUCUUGCUUACUAUUCCGUCGUCAGCAGUUAACUUCGAAGUGAUAGAAUUUUGUGUGUGUUUCAAAAGUCAUAAUUCUGCAUUCUGGGACAAUAACGGUGGUUCUAAUUACAAACUGAUUAGGAAAAAUAAGGAAACUGGGGAAUUGCUUGAUAUGCGAAGAUUCGUUGACGCUUUCAAAGCCGAGUUUGAUUCUUGGGCUAAUUUCGCUAGCUGGAAUCACUUAGUAUCUCAAGGGCCAUACUGGUGAAGAGAAGACCAGAACGACAUUGUGUACAAUUUGUAUGAAAACAUUCGAAGGAAAUGUGCAGGUUUUGCAUAUGUAAUAAAACAUAUAACACCAAUGAACGCUCUGACGUUUUUCCUGAACUUUAUUUUCUGCUUUUUACAUUUACGAGUUAGUUCGCAUUUCAAGUACUGAACAAAUUAUAAAAUAUUCUUAAGGUAUAUAUUUGUUCCCACAUGCUUCUGAAAAGUUUCAGUUGAAUACAUGUUAUGAGAAUCUCACGGAAUUAUCCGUACCAAGUACUUCCAGAUUUGUUAACUAACCAAAUCUGAAUAUGUGGAUACACAUUAAUGCUGUACUGCAUUAAGCCAUCGAAAACAGCUAGAAAUAUGCAUAGCUGUAACUUAAUGCGAUUUAUUAAUUAAGAAUUUCCAGCCAAGCAUUUCCGUUGAUUUACUUAAAGGAUUACAGGAACUUUGCUCUACUGUCUUAGAGAAAGCUACGUAGCGGUGAUCUCCGCUCCACAAUUGAUUCUUAGAAUUCUUCUGUUCCACUUGAAAUAAUUCAGUGUUAUCGGUUUGUUGAUGAUUCUUCAUUUUCUCUUUGAUAACGGUCAUGUGAGAGAGGUUUCCAACAGUAGAUAGACGGCUAGAAAUUAGUAUCUAGAGAAGACAGCUCUGAUGAUUAAUAGUUCAUCUUCUUGAAAUCAACUGAACUUUUGAACUGCACGUGAAAGGACAAAGAACAGUACGAAGGAAAAACAUUUUGAUCGUACUUCGUCUCCUUGAUAAGUUAAUUGUAAAAAUACGUGUUUGAAAAGUAAGAAAUAGCGUUAUAAAAAUAAUUAUAUGAUAUAGCAUCUUUUCUAAAGCAGUUGGCUGUGAAAACGCUUCAACUACUUACAAAAGGAAAGAAAAUGAUAUAAGUUUAUUUGUUGUUGUUUUUUUAAAUAUUUUCUUGCUACCAAUUAUUGGGAAAAUUAUUUUGGAUAACGUUGUAAGAACUCGUUAAUUGUACUUAAAAGAACGAAAAAGUUUUUGAAGGAAGAUACUGAUAGUUUUUCUUAACCCCCCUUCGAUAACAGUUAAGCUAUAUUUAGAGUUAACUAUAUAUGUCUAGAAGAAAUUCUUUACAAGAAAAUAGGUGAAAUAGGUUUUUAUAGGUGAAAACAAUCGAUCCAUUAAACAUUUCUAAUCUUUGCAGUGCAAGUCUUCCUUUAAUCUACAACAAGUGCUUUUUUAUAUUUUACCUGAACAUGUCUAUGAAUUUUAAACGAAUCUUGCUGAACUCUAAUAGUUUUACUUGUUUUAUAUACUUCUAAUUUGACUUAGUUAAUUUCAUCUUAUUAGAAGUUAGUUUUAUAAGUUUUCUUUUAGUUAAUAAUUUGCUAGUUUUUAACCAGAUUUUUUUUUCUCAGUUUAAAGAACGCUACUUUAUGUACUGAAAUCCAAGUCAAAUUAAAAUGUCAAGUCGAGCAUGUGGAAUGUUAUGCUAGUAUUAAAAAAACAAAGCCUAGUCGUGUUAUGCUAUGUUUUGCAAACACUAACAUCAGCUGCAGAAUGCACUUGACAGACUUGUACCUAAAUUAAAUAUCUUAACAGUAAUGUUAAAACAACCUGUUCUUAUUAACAAAAAGAAAUAAACUACAAUUUUGGAACAGAAUAUUAGUACAAAAAUUAGUUUUGACACUUAAAUGUGCCCUCUUCAGUCCAAUAUAUUCUUCUGGACAAAAGAGGACAUAUGAAAGUGCUGAAACUAUUUUCAUAAUCUAUAACAUUUUAUUCCAAAAAUGUUUGUUUCGCUAAUUUAGUUAACACGCACGGUGUUGUGAAUUUUAGCUAACACGUUCAAAUCUUUAGUUAUGAAUUUUAUAACUUAAUUUUUCUCCAAACACAGCGUGCCUUUUUGGCAAUAGUAUUCUAUUAUAACAAGGAAAUCUUUCAACAGGAUUAUUUCAUAUGAAGGUUGGUGUACCCAUUUUCACACUUCUAUACGUUUUCUGGAAAACUUUCGGCUGUUUGUCACACGUAGGUAAACAUCUAUUGAAUAAUUUUGAAGCACAAAUGCUAUUCUGUUCCUCCUAUUGUCUAACAACAAACAAAGUUGUAGUUUUUUAGUAAUAUAAUUCCCAUCUUUAAUCUGGUAUUAAUUAAUCAUUUAUAUUGAAACCUCAAAAUGUCUUGGAUAUUUACAUAAAAACACCAACACAAAAUAUCCGAGUGGGAUUUUAUACCCGCAGUUUAUCUGGGUGUAAUUUUAUAGUAUAAGCACUGGAUUUGGUCUUCAUUACAAUCAGUCAAGAACUACGACCUGAAAGAUGGAUUUGUUACAAACGGUCUGAAAGUUUCAUUUCAAAUGGUAAAGACGACUAAAGUUAAACAAUCCUACACCAUUCGCAGUUUCUUUUCUUUGCUAUGUACACAGUAAAGGGGGGAUUCCAAUGAAUCCCUAGUUGUGUUUGUGGGCAGAAGUUUAUCACUAUGUACACAGUAAAAGGGAGAUUCCAAUGAAUCCCUAGUUGUGUUUGUGGGCAGAAGUUUAUUACUAUGUACACAGUAAAAGGGGGAUUCCAAUGAAUCCCUAGUUGUGUUUGUGGGCAGAAGUUUAUCACUAUGUACACAGUAAAAGGGGGAUUCCAGUGAAUCCCUAGUUGUGUUUGUGGGCAGAAGUUUAUUACUAUGUACACAGUAAAGGGGGGAUUCCAAUGAAUCCCUAGUUGUGUUUGUGGGCAGAAGCUUGUUAGUUUUUUUGCUAACCGUAAAUAAUGUAAUAUUAUGGGUGUGGUCGGUAAGACUUAAUCAAUCUUUGCAUCUUACUUUGAAUAAAAGGAAAACAUGUUUGAAGAAUGAGAUGUGUAAAACAAAAACAACAUGAGGUAUUGAACUUUAUUCUUAAAUCCAAUACUAUCGGAAUAUAAAAAAUAAACUGGUUUGUCGUACUUUUUUUUUAAUAUUGCGAAUAAUUUAUAGCCACACAAAUAUUAUGUCGACGAUACCCAAGAAAUAUAUAUUUUUACAACAGUUCCUAUAUGUACGUCAGUGUGAUGUGGAAAAUCUUUUGCUUUUUUUUUUGCCUACAAUUUUUAUUUCGUUUUCAUAGUUAAGGGUAUUAUAUACAUUGUUACUUUGAAUGUUAAAAUGAUAAUUGAACUUGCAUAUUAUUUUCUUGUUCGAUAUUUUCAAAUUUUCUUUUAGUUCACAUAUUAAUGAUAAUGUUUGUUUGGGAAUCAUAGCAUUCCUUGUACAUAUUUAUUAUUUUGUAAUACAUAUUUUGAUGUUCUUGGUUGUUUUUUAACUGAGCAGCUUUUUCGUAGUUACAAAUGCAGGUUUUUUUGGAGAGAGGUUGGUCGCAUUUUAUUGUGACGCGUUUUUGCAGUUCUAAUGCAUGACGAAUGAUAAAUUUAAAGUUUUUACUUUAAUCAAUCUACGCUGUGUAAAUAUUUCUUGAGCUAUUUGUUUGAAAUAAGAAUGUUGUAUAGUGCUGUUGUAAUUAUUAAUUUUUAUAUUUUAGUGUAAUUUCACAAGCUCUAAUACUUCAGUGUUUAUAUGAAGAUAAUGUACUUUUCAUUACCUAUAUCACAAUUCAA
This is a messenger RNA of Limulus polyphemus (Atlantic horseshoe crab), 4681 nucleotides long. RefSeq names its product protein phosphatase 1 regulatory subunit 3C-B-like. Gene Ontology annotation, biological process: regulation of glycogen biosynthetic process. The record is from RefSeq and is a predicted model, not a curated record. Bases 241 to 1119 code for a protein of 292 amino acids. The transcript is spliced from 5 exons. NCBI's taxonomy places the organism in Eukaryota, Metazoa, Arthropoda, Merostomata, Xiphosura, Limulidae. Gene Ontology annotation, cellular component: protein phosphatase type 1 complex. Gene Ontology annotation, molecular function: protein phosphatase 1 binding; glycogen binding.